This is a messenger RNA of Haliotis rubra (blacklip abalone), 1066 nucleotides long. Its product is annotated as L-aminoadipate-semialdehyde dehydrogenase-phosphopantetheinyl transferase-like. Gene Ontology annotation, cellular component: cytosol. Gene Ontology annotation, molecular function: holo-[acyl-carrier-protein] synthase activity; magnesium ion binding. The record is from RefSeq and is a predicted model, not a curated record. Lineage: Eukaryota; Metazoa; Mollusca; Gastropoda; Lepetellida; Haliotidae.
AUGAUGUCACGACGUGCGAUCCGGAUUGCUGUGAAUUCCAAGGUGUGGAAGCCGACAGAAGAAUGGACAUUGGCGGCACAGUGUGUUCAGAAAGAAGAGAAGGAGAGAAUUGGGAAAUUUGUCUUCAAGAAAGAUAGCAAGCCAUCGAUGCUUGGACGACUGUUGAUUCGGAGGGUGCUGGCAGACAUCACAGGGAGGGAUUUCAUCGACAUCAGACUAGAGAGAACGGAGAAGGGGAAACCAUUCCUUGAACCAACAGAAUCAGGGGAAGAUUUUCAUGGAAGUUUCAAUGUUGCCCAUCAUGGUGACUACGCUGUAUUAGCUGUCGACACUCACCUGGCUGUCGGAACAGAUGUCAUGAAAGUCGAACACAGAAAGGACAUGAGGAAGUUUUUCUCCACACUUCGUCGCCAGAUGACGGAGCAGGAAUGGGAGACAGUGGAGAGGCAGGAGGGUGAUGCUGGGAAGAUGACAAUGUUUUACAGAUUGUGGUGUCUGAAGGAGAGCUAUGUCAAGGCUAUUGGAAUAGGAAUGGGUUUUGAUGUCAGCAGACUGGACUUCCAUAUCCCUACAGAGAAGCUGUCAGUGAACCAGAUGGUCCGAGACACCUUUGUAUAUGUGGAUGGGAAGAAGCAAACUGAUUGGUUGUUUGAGGAAACCAUGUUGGAUGCAGAUCACUGUGUUGCUAUAGCGACCAGUAUAGGUGCUACUGAUGUAUGCAAGGAGUCUACAUGUUCCAGUUCGUUUGAUUUCUGGACUGCAGCAGACCUUUUGUCCCGGUGUCGCCCCCCUGGAGGGAAGUCAGCCAGACCCUGAGUACUGGGCGGUGUUUGAUGCAAGACAAGAGGCACCCAUGGCCCAGAGGUCAUGACGGUCAGCAGGGAGAUGUUAGCCCUGAACCAGGGGAGAUAACUGUUGGACAUGAUGUAUGUAGUGGUCAACUGUGUCUGUAGAAACGUUUGAUGAAUGAGUGAAGAAAAUAUUGAAAUCAUAUGUAGAUAUGUUUUCAUUGAGUUGGGUUGGAUAUCUGCUGAAAACAAUAUUAACCAAGAAUGGAAAAAAUGUA